AUGGAUCCAAAUUUGGAUCCCAGCUUGAAUGAUGGCUUAACCAGUAACCUCGAUCCCAGCCUGGCUGCUGAGGAUUUGCAGGACCAGAGUCUGCAGGAUCUGCAGGUUCCCCCUGACCUGCCUCCUUAUGAACCGCGUCCGCUCGCGGGCAGUCGACGUGCCGGCAUUAGGUACAAGGCUUAUUCGCAAGAGGACUUUGAGCGCGCCAUGAGGGCUGUGAGGGAAGAGGGCAUGUCGCUGCGCAAGGCUUCAAUGACCUACAAUGUCCCAAAAACGACAUUGGCCGAAAAGCUCGGCGACAAUUGUCCAAAUCUCCCACCGCUGCAGGCAACGCGAAAGAAUCGGAUAGCCACCCGCUAUACAUGGACCGAGGCCGACAUGGAACAAGCCGUAGCUGCCGUGGCCUCGGGGACGCACGCUUCAGAAGCCGCAAGACAGUUUGGCGUUCCCUACAGCAAUCUCAACUCGAGGACAAGAGGCCGACCACCAAGGGAGCUCAAGGCAGAUUUGGCACGUCUCACGCUCAAGCAGGAGAAUCUGCUAGUCGACUGGGCACACGCUCAAUGCGAGUUGGGAUUUCCCCCAACAAAGGACCAGAUUUACGAGCUGGCUUCAAAGGUCCUGGAUAAGAGCAAUCCCGGUCAGAAGCUAGGCAAGCAGUGGGUUGGCCAUUGGCUUCGAAGACAUCCACAUAUCACUGCGCUUGAAUGGGCACCGAAAACAAAGUGGGAGAAGAAGCCGGCCAAGCCAUUUGAUCCAAGCGCCUACACAAACAGCACCACAACAUUUCCCGACCAGUCUUUUGUGCCGGACACGAGCACCCUGGAUGGCGACCACGUGGGCAUGGUCAUGGACAAUGAUGCCCACCAUGAUGGAGAAGAUCUCGUUAGUGCUGAAGCAGGGCUUGGUGAGGUUGCAAGUCUCAUCAUUCAGACAUGA
This is a messenger RNA of Pestalotiopsis fici W106-1, 939 nucleotides long. RefSeq lists its product as uncharacterized. Gene Ontology annotation, molecular function: DNA binding. The transcript has a single exon. NCBI's taxonomy places the organism in Eukaryota, Fungi, Ascomycota, Sordariomycetes, Amphisphaeriales, Sporocadaceae. The record is from RefSeq and is a predicted model, not a curated record. The coding region runs from base 1 to 939 and encodes 312 amino acids.